UAGUAUAUAUACAAUCCCACCCCCCUUACUUCUCCUCUUAUCUCACGCUUCCCCAUUUCUUCUCAACCUACAUUCUUACAGUUGAGAAACCAACCUCAUUUCAUUAACGACGACACGUACCAUACCGCGACAGCUAGAGUUAAGCCAACAUGAAUUUCACUCCUAGCAAGAACCAAACAACUAUGGUUUCCUACAUGCUAGGACUUGUGUUUUUUGUCACUUUCGCGUUCUCUUUGGCUUCUGCCAAUGUUCAAUACCAUGACUUUGUUGUACAAGCAACACCAGUGAAGAGGCUGUGCAAUACUUUGAACGCUAUUACAGUAAAUGGGCAGUACCCUGGACCGACGUUGGAGGUUUACGAGGGUGACACACUUGUUGUCAAUGUUGUUAACAGAGCUAAAUACAACGUUACCAUUCACUGGCACGGAGUGCGACAGAUGAGGACAGGGUGGGCGGAUGGGCCAGAGUUUGUGACACAAUGCCCUAUCCGGCCCGGAGGAAGCUACACGUACCGGUUCACAAUCAGAGGACAAGAAGGGACUCUAUGGUGGCAUGCUCAUAGCUCAUGGCUAAGGGCUACUGUCUAUGGAGCUAUAAUUAUUCGUCCUAGGGAAGGAACUCCUUACCCUUUCCCUAAGCCUAACCGCGAAACACCAGUUAUUCUUGGUGAGUGGUGGAACCGUGAUCCCGUUUCUGUGAUUAGGCAAGCCACUAGGACCGGAGCUGCCCCGAACGUAUCCGAUGCCUACACCAUCAACGGCCAACCCGGUGAUCUCUACAACUGUUCUAGGAAAGACACUGUUGUCGUCCCCAUCGACAUAGGCGAGACACAUCUCCUACGAGUGAUCAACGCGGCCUUAAACCAAGAGCUCUUCUUCUCAGUCGCGAACCAUCCCUUUACCGUUGUAGGAGCCGAUGCAGGCUACCUCAAGCCUUUCACAACCAAUGUUAUAAUGCUUGGUCCAGGCCAAACUACAGACGUCCUAAUCUCCGGAAACCAAGCACCAGGACGGUACUACAUCGCUGCAAAACCUUACCAAAGCGCUCAAGGAGUUGCCUUUGACAACACCACCGCUACUGCCAUUCUUGAGUACAAGUCACUAGCUUGUCCUCCUAAGGGAGUAGCCAAGCCUAACCCUGUGUUCCCACCCCUCCCGGCCUUCAACAGCACCGCUACUGUCACCGCCUUCACGAACAAGCUCCGUAGUCCAAGGAAGGUUCCAGUUCCCCUUGACAUCGAUGAGAAUCUCUUCUUCACAGUGGGCCUAGGCCUUAACCAAUGCCCACCAGGGUUUAGCAGUAGCCGAUGUCAAGGCCCGAACGGGACUAGGUUUGCUGCUAGCAUGAACAAUGUCUCUUUUGUCCUUCCCUCAAACUGGUCCCUCUUGCAAGCUCACAAGCUUGGCAUCCCAGGGGUGUUCACCACCGACUUCCCGGCCCAACCUCCAUUGAAGUUCGACUACACCGGGAAUGUAAGCCGUGCACUUUGGCAGCCUCAAACAGGCACUAAGCUCUACAAAAUGAAGUAUGGCUCUACAGUACAAAUUGUGAUCCAAGGUACCAACAUAGUCACAGGGGAAAACCACCCUAUGCACAUUCAUGGUUAUGAUUUCUACAUCAUUGCACAAGGAUUUGGCAACUUCAAUGCCAGAACUGAUACCAAAAAGUUCAACCUUGUUGACCCUCCUAUGAGGAACACUGUUGGUGUGCCUGUCAAUGGAUGGGCUGUCAUCCGAUUUGUCGCUGACAAUCCAGGAGUAUGGUUAAUGCAUUGUCAUUUGGAUGUACACAUUACAUGGGGACUAGCAAUGGCUUUCGUAGUCGAAGAUGGAGUCGGAGAGCUGGAGAGUAUAGAGACUCCGCCUGCAGAUCUGCCAAUAUGCUAAUGACGAUCACACAAACACAGUAUAAAUUUGAAAUAACAUUCAAGUAUAAAGAUGGACAGAUUUUUAUUCAUUGUUAUUACUAUUCUUCAUUAUUCGGAAAGUCGUUCAUUACUUCUAUUUUGUUGUAAUUUUUGUUUCAUUGUUGUUGUUUUUUGUAAAAUUAGAUAAGUCAGGAGGGUAAACGAGAAGAAGAACUGCAGUUGUCUACGCUGCAGAAUCCAUGGUAGAAGUUUAGCCUGACAUAUUUUGAUGAUUUAUAUUUUUGAUCAGCUGUACUAUAAUUGAAUUCAGUUACAAAGGAAAUAUUCAAUUUUUGGAAAUA
Messenger RNA from Spinacia oleracea (spinach), 2208 nucleotides. RefSeq names its product laccase-12. Lineage: Eukaryota; Viridiplantae; Streptophyta; Magnoliopsida; Caryophyllales; Amaranthaceae. Gene Ontology annotation, biological process: lignin catabolic process. Gene Ontology annotation, cellular component: apoplast. Bases 150 to 1886 code for a protein of 578 amino acids. Gene Ontology annotation, molecular function: copper ion binding; hydroquinone:oxygen oxidoreductase activity. The record is from RefSeq and is a predicted model, not a curated record. The transcript is spliced from 6 exons.